Molecule: messenger RNA, 2045 nt
Organism: Phragmites australis (common reed)
Lineage: Eukaryota; Viridiplantae; Streptophyta; Magnoliopsida; Poales; Poaceae
Product: eukaryotic peptide chain release factor subunit 1-2-like
Exons: 3
Coding region: 190-1506 (438 amino acids)
Biological process (GO): cytoplasmic translational termination
Cellular component (GO): translation release factor complex; cytosol
Molecular function (GO): sequence-specific mRNA binding; translation release factor activity, codon specific
Source: RefSeq, a predicted model, not a curated record
UUCCCAUAUAACUCUCCGCCACCCACGCUCACAAGGCCAAGCAGCAGCGCAACGCACGGGCGGAACUCCAAGCGAGAGAGCAGAAGAGGAGAGGCGAGGCGAUAGCCUGCAGAUUCGCUCGCUCGGUCGCCAGCCCUCACGGUGCUCUCGCCCACACAGGUGAAGGCUGCUCUGUAAACACUAGUCAAGAUGGGCGAGGGACAUGGAACUGACAAGAACAUUGAGAUAUGGAAGGUCAAGAAGUUAAUCAAGGCUCUCGAUGCUGCCAGGGGCAAUGGUACUAGCAUGAUUUCUCUCAUCAUGCCCCCUCGUGAUCAGAUUUCUCGAGUCACAAAGAUGUUGGGUGAUGAAUAUGGAACUGCCUCUAACAUCAAGAGCAGAGUCAACCGUCAGUCUGUGUUGGCUGCCAUAACCUCGGCUCAGCAGAGGUUGAAGCUUUACAAUCGAGUUCCUUCCAAUGGAUUGGUGCUUUACACUGGGACCGUUGUCACCGAUGAUGGCAAGGAAAAGAAGGUGACCUUUGACUUUGAGCCAUUCAGGCCUAUAAAUGCUUCAUUGUAUCUCUGUGACAACAAGUUUCACACUGAGGCACUGAAUGAGCUUCUGGCGUCUGAUGACAAGUUUGGUUUCAUAAUCAUGGAUGGCAAUGGGACACUCUAUGGCACACUAAGUGGCAACAGUAGGGAGGUUCUUUACAGGUUCAGCGUUGAUCUCCCGAAGAAGCAUGGCCGAGGAGGGCAGUCUGCAGUUCGUUUUGCCCGCUUGCGCAUGGAAAGGCGGCACAAUUACCUUCGUAAAGCAGCUGAGCUUGCGACGCAGUUCUUCAUCAAUCCUGCCACCAACCAGCCAAACAUCGUCGGGCUCAUUCUCGCUGGUUCUGCUGAUUUCAAGACCGAACUGGGCAAAUCUGAGAUGUUUGAUCCACGCCUGCAAGCCAACAUACUCAAGAUGAUUGAUGUGUCUUACGGAGGGGAUAGUGGCUUCAACCAAGCCAUCGAGAUGUCUGCCGAGGUGCUAUCUGAUGUCAAGUUUGUUCAAGAAAAGAAGCUGAUUGGAAAGUACUUUGAGGAGAUAAGCAAAGACACUGGGAAGUAUGUCCUUGGUGUGCAGGACACCAUGACAGCCCUCGAAAUGGGUGCGGUAGAAACACUGAUUGUGUGGGAAAACCUUGAUGUCAAGCGAUAUGAGCUGAAGAACAGCGCCACAGGAGAAACUGUGGUAAAGUACCUGAACGGGGAUCAGGAGGCAGAUCAGACCAACUUCAUAGAUGAUGCAACAUCUGGACAACUUGAUGUCAUUGACAAGAUGCUGCUGUUGGAGUGGUUUGCUGAGAAUUACCAGCAGUAUGGUUGCACACUGGAGUUUAUCACAAACAAGUCACAGGAAGGAUCGCAGUUCUGCCGGGGCUUUGGUGGCAUUGGUGGAAUCCUCCGUUACCCAGCGGAUGUUGCUGCCUAUAUGGAUGGCGAUGUGUUGGACGAGGAGGAAUAUGAAGACUUUGAAUAGCAAUCAACUGAAACUCCACUGAAUGUGGUCCGGAAGGAGCCUGAGCUGGCCCGGAUCGCGCCAGGACGAGACCCUGAAACAUCCAAAAGAUCGGCGCAAGAACGCCAAGGAGGCGGGGUGGUUGGUGAGAAGAGAAUCUGAGCAACUACAAUCUAAAAAUCUUGUGUGAAGCAUGGUGACGUGAAUGCUCUGGAGACGGUGGCCUCUUGCUAUACAUAUCCAAGCCUGGAACUCGGUUGUGCUACUAAGCAGCCAUGGAUGUCUUCUGAUGCUCCAUCAGGAGAGCUUUAUUAGUGUUUACCAUCUUAUUAGUAACGAGUCCGUAUCAGUUUGGUCAAUAAAGUCUCUUCAUCGAACUGAAUCUGUAUGCGCUAGUUCGUCCGAGUCUCUUUAUUUGGGGGGGGGGGGGGGUGCUGCUACUGCACCACCACCAGCAGCAGCUGUAUUUUGUUUCCUGAACUGAAGUGGUAUGCUACGUUUGAAUUUGCAUGUAUGCUUGAUAUCUAUUAAGUGAACCAAUCUUAGUUUUUAGAGGAUUA